This is a messenger RNA of Tachysurus fulvidraco (yellow catfish), 5469 nucleotides long. It is a transcript of the gene znfl1j, whose product is annotated as zinc finger-like gene 1j. The transcript is spliced from 2 exons. Gene Ontology annotation, molecular function: nucleic acid binding; zinc ion binding. The coding region runs from base 1717 to 3420 and encodes 567 amino acids. NCBI's taxonomy places the organism in Eukaryota, Metazoa, Chordata, Actinopteri, Siluriformes, Bagridae. The record is from RefSeq and is a predicted model, not a curated record.
AGACAAGACAGAAAGACAGUGCAGGACAAAAGACAGUGCAAACAAAAAUACAAGACAAUACACAAAAGACAAUGUUAUACACAAAAGACAAUGGAUAGGACAAUACACAAAAGACAAGACAGUGUUAUAGCAAUAUUACCACAACAUACACAUGUGACAUGAAAACACUCAUGGCAAGCCAUCUUAACAUUUAAUGGCUUGUCUGAAUGUGUACAGAAACUUCCGUACGAGUGUUCUGAUGCCCUCACAUGACGUCACAUGAAAGUCAAUGCCCAAUAUAAAUGGAAUUGCAAAAUUUCCACAACAUACCUAAUGGUAUAUCAAAACACUCGACACAAUAAGAACUUAUGGAUUAUGUGUAUUCUGGCAACAUCACAUCGCCUCCACUCACCUCCAGAAGCAUCUGUACCCUAUCUGUCAAAAGUAUUAUCAACCUAAACCAGACAGAAAUGUAUUUUUUUAAGAGCUAAGCAGUUUGCCUGUUUGGUGACUGCUUAGUUCCAUGAUUUCCCUGUCUCUGCAAGUGUAACUAUUUAUAUCAUCAUGAAUUUUUCCUAAUAUUGUGACCCCAUUAGGUCCAGCGGCAAGAUCCCAUGCUCUCAUUGUCGCGGUCCAGAUUCAAUUCCCGGGCAGGGAGCUCACUCAGCCACUGAAGAGCCAGGAGACGGAUUCCAAAAAAAAAGGAAAGGUAAGAAAAGCGGUAUUUUCUUUUACGCUGUUUUUUUAUUCAGGGAACCCCUUUGUUAAAAAAAAAACCUAGAAAAGAAAUGUUUUAGUGUAGAAUAGAACAUAGGUUACUGGUCAUAAGCAGGAGGAGUUAUUAUUGUUAAGCCUAUUCUGUACAUUUCUGUUUAAGAUUCUAAUGAAACUGAAUUAACUCGACACAGUGUGGUGAGAGUUGUAUGUGAAUCGUUGUUUCUAAAGUAACUGAAGCAAAGUGCUUAAGCUGAUAGGUUUCUAAAGUAACUGAAACUUGUGUGUUUGUUAUAAUUCUGUUAAGAUUCUAAAGUAACUGAAUCAGCCCGACGCAGUGUGGCAGUUGAAUUAUAGCUAAGUGUUUCUAAAGUAACUGAAACAGUGAUAGUGUAAAGAGCCCGACGCACCGCGGCUCUAUAGAGUUUUAAGCAAUAACCCGAGGUAGUGUGGUGUUGUCUGACUGUAACAGUGUUUUAAACUUACGUUUUAAGUCCAUGUACUGUGGUUAAGUAAACAGUUAGGUUUAAUGCAAAAAACCCGACGUACCUUGGUUUUGUCCGACGUACUGUGACUGUGUUAAACUAACGGUUUAAGUCCAAAAGUGCUGUGGCUAAGAAGACUGUUUUAAAAUAUAACAAAAACCCGACAUACUGUGGUUUUGUCCGACGAACUGUGACUGUGUUGCAUUUUAAACUUUGUUAGUUUGUGAGUGUUACUGUCUGUGACUGAAAGUGUUUGUGAGUGUUAUUGUUUGAGUGUUACUGUUGGUGAGUGUUUGUGACUGUUUGAGAGUUGUGAGUGUUAAGUGUUAUUGUAGUUGACCUCGAGGCCAAACAGAGUGUGUCUGUGUCCGAAGCAGUGAGACUUUUGAGGUCAAAAGCCCGACGUAUUGUUCAUUUGCGUCCGAAGUACUGAAGCUGUGAAUAAAUAGACUAACGGUUAACUAGAUAUCUUGUAGUCACAGAAACUGUGUAAAGUUUAAAGACUAAGAUUUAAGGAAAGCUGUGAGUUUGUUAAAAUAUGGAACAGCUGAUUGUUAAGUACAUCGCUAAACACGGUUCUCAGGGAAUGUUUGAUGGAAUAGAGAACAUCGUGGAUAAACCAUAUGAGUGGGCUAUUUCUAAGUUUGAAAAUUAUCCUAAAAUGCCCAAGAACAAAAAAGGACAGAUUGCCAAUGCACUGCAAGCAGUUCUUGCAUCGUACAAAGUAACUAAUAAGACUUUAAAUGCAUUAAAGGCUGAAAACGAGCAACUGCAAUCUAGACUAGAUGAUGGGAUAAUAUCUAAAAGAGAUCACCAGAUGAGUGAAAUACUCUGGAAAGAAGAAAAGAUUAGGAUGCAGAGUAAAAUUGUACACCUUAGAACUAACAACAGCAUGCUUAGUUCAUCUGUGGAAACAUUGUUCAAAGAUUUAGAGGAAGCAAAGUCUGCUUGUCAAUUCCUUUUAAAAAAUGGCACAACUGAAAUUAGCACCGGUAAGACAUCUUUAUGUGGUAUGUGGAGUAAUCAAGUUCCUGACAUGUUAGACAGUGAUGGGAACUCAGAAAGAGAUCCUCAGUCAGUCAGCAGUCAACACUCUGACUGUACAGUUAAGUUCCCCAUGACUCCAGUUCACUUGACUACGACUAUGCCUGCUAAUGAAGAAGAGGAGGAACCAAUGACCUCUACUAUGGUCAGAGGGUUUAAUCCCAAUGAGCUAGAAGUGAUUAAAAGUAUCGGUAAAUUUGAUCCUGCCAAACAAGAUCCAUUAGACUUUCUAAAGGUUUUCGAGCUAUAUGCUGACAUUUACAAAUUCACAGAUGGUGAUGCGUGUGUGUUGUUAACUGUGUGUUUGCCUGACACUUUGUCUGGAGCGUUAAAGGAGAAAGUCAAAACUAGAACUGCCAAUAAGUUAGAGAGGAAACAAGCACUGCUUGAAGUCCUAGGUGUAAUGUCAGUUGACUGGGAUAAAAUAUCUGAUGUGCACAUGAGGACAGGGGAGCACCCCAUGGCAUUUUCAGAGCGAUUAUUGGAGACAUUUAAAACUUUCAGUGGCAAUCCUGACAUCACACCGAAUGAUGUCAGUUUUAAAUCUGCUUUGAUUAACAAAUGUGACUCACUCACACGUUCUGCUGUGUCGAUGUUUGUAACCCAUCUUUCUGAUUAUAAUGACAUCAUUGCUAAAAUGACACAGUUUUUCAACAACAAUGCUAACUCAAAGAGGUCCCAUUAUGUAUCCGCAGUAGGUGUUAAAAAUCUCAAUAAGAAUAGAGCCAGCAAUGUUUCCUGGAAAAAAGAGACCUACACUACCGGAGGUAGAAAGGAAAGACUACCCCCUCGUAACCCUGAUAACCCCCUGGUGUGUUAUUCAUGUGGCAAAGAGGGACAUAUUUCAAGGGAAUGCAAAUUUUCCCUUAAGAGAUCAGGCCCCAAAACAGAUUUACACCAGUUACAGGCUACAGUAAACAGACUGAGAAAGGAGCUCAAAAAUCUGUGGAACUCCUUGCCUGGUAUUUUUCACCAAACUACUCAACAAAUUUGGCAAAGUCAGAAAAACAAAAUGCAUUCUGGUCAGAAUGUGUACCAUCACAAAUUUGAAAGUAGUGAUGACGCUGUGGUAAAGAAUUACCAAAAUGAGGGCCCAUGGUCUGCUCACCGGGAGAGACCAUGCAGAGAUUCACAUCACAAAACUAAAAACCGUCAACCUGGUAAGAGAUCAUUCCACAUAGGUCCAUUAAUAUCAUAAAAAGCUGAUGGCAGUCAUCAGGGCCAUUUAAAUAGGCAAGUUUAUGUUGUAUGUGUUUGUAAUGUUUUUAUUGUGUGUGCUGUGUUAAAAAGGUGGGGGGUAAAUUCAUUAUGUUUUUCAAGUGUUUUUCAGGUCAAAAAAAAAAAAAGAUGUGGGCAAUGGACUAGGAAGGCAGCUCUCGUGACAGCAGUGCCCAACGCUGUCCCAAAGUGCUUAUCUCAAUGGAUCCAGGUUCCGGUCUUGGUGAACCUUACAGCAUGAUCUCCAGACCCAGAUGAACAGUGUAACAGGAAUGUAUAAGGUCUUCUUGACAACAGCGUUCCUGAGGUAUCACAGUGAUGUUGCAACCAGUUCAUCACCUCCUCAGAGAACAUCAAGUAAAUAAUCUCAAGGAUUGGAAAAAUUGUUUGAAUUGAGGAUUCUAAGCAUGGACAAUUUGGGAAUAUUACAGAAAAAAUGUGUUAAAGGAGAGAAGCAAUCUACCCCGAUUUAUCACACAGUUACCAUCAGGACAAUGGCGAGGAUUGAACACAGAGUGUUGUGACAAAACUCCAUUUGGUUUUAUUUGUGAGUGGGAUGCCUUGGAAAAACAACCAUUAUCUGGGGCACCCCAAACUAAUUAUGAGGCUUGUGAAAUCAAUCUAACGUAUGUCCACAAUAAUUUUACAAGAGUAAUAGUUUCAAACAGGAAAAAAUGUGUCACCACAACUCUUGAUCACUUCUCGGUCUUUGUUAAUGAUAACCAGACACUUCGUCAGAUUAAUGAUACCUCAUUUUGUAUAACACCAGAUACAGCUUGGUCAAUAGGACAGUAUUACUUCCCAUAUGUGAAUAUCACCCAACAAACACUGUCAUUGAAUCCAGAGGAACAACUAGGUUUUGUGGAGGAUAUACCGGAGUUUGAUUUUGAUUUACCAAAGUUGGAUAAUAUGCUAAUGUCGCUAAUGCAGAGAAAAGACGACCAUAUUGUUAAAGCUCAACAAGGUCUUGUGGGAAAAGAUAAUGUCUUGACUAAACAAAUGCAUGGUGGUGAUUUGGUUAUUGCCUAUUCUGAUCUGAUUUGGGAUAUAACUUUCAAAACUGCUGUUGGUGUAUGCAUUUUUCUCAUUCUUUGUCAAUGCAUUAUGUUAUGUUGUAUGUGUACUAUAUUGAAACGGCAAAUUGCAGUUAAUUCAAUGAUCAAUGUGGGACGUUCCCAUUGGCUGUGAUGGUUUCUGAAUGUCUCUGCUCCAAACCCAAGUAAUAUUUUACAUAGAACCAAAUUUUAAGAAGAAAACCUGUGAUAUGUUUGCCUUAUAAAAUGGAGCUAAAACCAGUGUGCGUGAGGUGAAGUUCCGAUGAAAGGUAAGAUUCUCUGAGGGCCGAAGGGAAACGACCUAAGGCAGGGCUUCGCCAACACUGGGCACCGGCCCAAAAAAAUGGGAGGUGUGAUCUGUAUUAAGGAAGUGAUGUGAUGCUUCAGGGCCAAAAGCAUCAAAGAGGGGACUGUAAGAAAGUACAGAAAUUGCACCCAAAUUCCACUCCAAGGUACACAUCUAAAAAGAGCUAAUUCCUAAGAAGUAUCAUAAGGUAAUACAUUUAGGACUCUAAACGUAUAAAUGUGAUUCAAUUAUAAAUAUGUGGAUGGUGGCAGGACAUUAGGGAUCACCACGAACAAAGGGUCUAUGUGACUGCGAUUACCAUUUGAAGUGACCACUUGGUUGAUAACAAUACCAAGCCAAGGUCUACGUGACCGCGAUUACCAUUUAAAGUGACCACUUGAGGGCUAGCAAUUGUAACAAUACCAAGACAAGGUGUACGUGACCAUGAUUAACAUUUAAAGACAUCAGCUAGACAACAAGGUGUAGCUCAGCCAUUUGGGAGACAUUCAGUUCUUACCCUCAAUACACAUUCGAAGCGAAACUUCAUUUAAAUUACCAAAAGGGAAAACUGUAUAUAAGGUUUAAGCAGAAUUUGCUCUGGGUUCCUGUUCUUUCUGACUCCGUCGAACCCAAAGUACACCAUGUAUUUUGUCACUGCUAUGCUGGAAUAAACUUCUUGUUCUUCAUU